AUGAGUGACCUUGAUUCAUUUUCACAGAAUUCUUAUAAAUCAAAGACUUCUUCAUAUUCAAAGAAACCAAAUCAAAUUUCAUUUAAACAAUUAGCUGAAAAAAGUUUAUUAGAUAUUAAACACAAAUUUUAUGAAUCAAAUUCUAUUAUUCAACCAAAAGAAGAAAGUAAUUUAAAAUUAUUUAAAAGAGUAAGUAGUAUGAAUAGUACUAAUUAUGAUUGGAAAAGACUAAGGUGUUUUCAUUUUAGUUUAAAAGAAAUGAGAAUUAAUGAUUUAAAUAUGAAAGGAAUACCAAUUGGAAUGUAUAAUAUUAUGAAGUAUCUUUAUAAUUCUCUUAGUAAUAAUCUUGAUUGGUUUGAACAAAAAGAAAUAAUGGAAUUUUCUGAAAUAAGACAAAUGAAAAAAGUUGAUUCUUUAUUAUCUUUAACUACAUUUGAAUUAUUAAAAAAUUAUUCAUUAAAGAAAUUACUUCAAUUAGGUAUUACUCAAAAAGAUGCUGAACGUAUUCUUUUGUUAUGUAAACAGAAUGACCAUAGAGAUUAUUUUAAACAUUUAAAUAAAAAUUCAUUAUUUGAGAAUGAAGACAUUAAAUUAUAUUUCAAUUUAAUUAAUAAAUUUAAUUCAUCUCAAAUUCCUUUAUUAAAUAGUAUUUGUACAAUACAAAAUGCAUUUGUAUUAUUAAAACUAUUCUUUUUAUUUCUUCCUACUCCAAUUAUUCCAUUUUGUUUUUUAGAUUUUAUUAAACAACAAGAAAACUCUAAAUUAAAUAAUCAAAUUGUUAUCAACAAAUUAAAAGAAUUGGUAGGAAAAGUAGAAUUCAAUGUUAUCAAAGAGUUAUUCAAAUUUAUAAAUGAAAUUAGUGAAAUGACACAAUUAUCUUCUGAUGAAUAUAAAGAAUUUGUAAAAUGUUAUUUUAAUGCAAUGUUACAACAAGGUGGAUUUAAAAAACGAUUUGUUAAAUAUUUUAAUGGUAUUACUGAAAAUGAACAAUUUAUUGGAACAGAAUAUAUUCAUCAAAUUGAAGGAGAAAUAAUUGUAUUAAGAAUAGAUGAGUCAUAUUGUCCUUUAUACAUAUUAAAUGGAAAAGAAGUUCUUGAUAUGAAAAAUACAUCAACAUACGUUAAAGGGAAAUUGUUUAUUACUAAUUACAGAGUAUUAUUUAUUCCAUCACAAUUUAUUCAAGAAGAUUUUAUGAGAUUCCUUGGAGAAUGUUGGAUUGGAGAAAUUGAUUCUAUUUCUACUUUUGAUAAAGAUGAAGGAUUUUAUGUUAAAUUUCAAUGUAAAAAUAUAAGAGUGUUAUCAUAUUAUUGUAUUAGUACUAAAUUUAAUUUUAAUGAAAUUAUUGGUCAUCUUCAAAGUUUACAAAAUUAUCCAAAUGAAAUUAUUUCAUUACCUCAUAAUGUUAUGAUAAAUAAAAAUAUUGAUAUAAUAUGUUCACAGGAGGCAACAAGAAUGAAAAUUAUUUCAAAUGAAAAAGGGAAAUAUUAUUCUCCAAAUUUACCAUUAUAUUCUCAUUGUGUUAUUGAUACUAUUGAAAUUAAUAAACCUGUUGUUAUUGUUUAUCAACAUUUAAAUAAAAGUAAAUUGUUACGAUUAGCUAAAAUUAUUAAUGAAGAUUUAUAUGAAGAAGUUUAUGACAUAGGAAGUAAAGCAGAAAAAGCAUUAAAAAUAUAUUGUAAAAGUAUAGAUAAUAUGGAUAAUAUUGAUAAUAUAUUUCAAGACUUAAAAAAUUUUGUUUGUGAAGAAUCAAUAAAUUCAGAAAAUAUAAAGAGUUAUAAUUCUUUAUUGAAGUCUAUUAACGAAAUAGUUAAUAAUCUUUUAUUUAAAGUUAUAAUGAUUUUUGAUAAUCUCCAUAAUUCCUGCGAAGAUAUUUUAUUAAUUAAUGAUAAAACUGGUGAAGAAGAUGUUUCUAUAUUCUCAUUCUUAACUCAAAUAAUUGCAGAUCCUUAUUACAGAACUUUGAAAGGAUUUCUUAUUUUAUUUCAAAAAGAAUUUAUUGGAUUUGAUGCUUUCAUUUCUAGUCAAACAUUGUUACUUUUAGUAUUAUUUUUUUUAGCAAUAGAAGAAUUAAUUAAUCAAAACUUAUCUCAAUUUCAAUUUGAUUCCAGACUAACUUACUUCUGGAUAACUCAUAUUGGGAGUAGACGAUUUAAUAAUAAUAAUGAAAAUGGAAAAUGUGACCAAUUAAGUGCUAUUAUUAAUUAUAUAUAUUCUGAUUCUUCUAGAUUUAUUAAUCCUUUUUAUAAACCAAUACAAACUGAAUUAAUAUUUAAACCAUAUAAAUGUUAUUAUUCAUUUGAUAAGUGGUUAGGAUAUUCAAAAGAUAAUAUUAGUCUUUUUAAUAAACUUAACAAAGACAAAGAGGUAUUACAAUUUUCAAAAAGGAAUAUUUCUCAAUUUCCACCUUAUCAGUCACUAACAUUAUUAUUAAAAGAUGUUUUAUCUAUUGACCUUUCAUCAAAUAGGAUGAGUGAGUUUCCACCAUCUUUGUGUUUAAUGACAAAACUCAAUAAAAUUUCAUUGCAAAGAAAUGAAAUUUAUUAUAUCACUGAUGAAAUAUCAAAAUUAACUAAUUUAAAUGAACUUUCUUUAUCUCAUAAUAAUAUUACAAUACUUCCAUCAUUAAUUUCUCUUCCAUUGAAAUUACUUGAUAUUUCUUUUAACAACUUAGACAAACACCAGGCAUUAGAAUUGAGUCCAACGAUUGAAACAUUUAUUGCUCAAGGUGUAAAGUAUUAUCCAACACCAAUUUGUGAAUUAACAAACUUAAACAUAUUAGAUUUGUCUCACACAAAAUUUGAAUUAGAGCCAUUAUUCAAUAACCCACCAAACCAUUUAAAAGAAUUAAUUUUACAACAUUGUGAACUUAGAAAAAUACCAGAACAUAUAACAAAAUUAUCAGUCACUAAACUUGAUGUAAGUCAUAAUUAUAUAAUGAAAAUAAACCAUUCAUUCUUUUCUUGGAAUAGUCUUAUUGAGUUGAAUCUUCGAGAUAAUCAAAUAUAUACAAAGAGCGUUUUAUUUAAUAAUAUGGAUAACCUUAUAGAUUGCCAUAUUGAUGCUCAAAUUACACAAAGUUCUUUAUCUUGUGAUACUGAUAACAUUGAUAUUCAAGCUAUUCAACAAGUUAUUAUAAGUGGAGAUGAACUUCGCAAUGAUGUUUUCCAAUAUCUUCUCAAGAAGAUGAAAAAAUAUGGAAGUAUUAGAGAAAUAAAAGAGUUGGGGUUUGAUUUUAUUAUAAAGUCAAGUAAAAAGAAAGAAAAAAAAGGAUCUUCAGAAGUGCUAGCUACUAUUCAUUUUAAAGUUAAAACACCAGAAGAAAUUGAAGACACUCUAUGGGAAUAUUCAAAAUGUAUUUUCGUUGUUUGUAAAUCAACAAAUGAGAAUAGUAUUAGUGAAAGAGUUAUGGAGAUGUUAAAGUUACUUCCUUAUUCAUUAAAGAUACAUUUUGUUAGUGGACUAGAGCGAUGUGAGAGGUAUAUAGAAAUGUAUAAAGAAUUAAGUAUUACAGUUCAUAAAAAUAUUGGAGAUAAAAAUAAAUGGAGUGGUUUAUCAAAGAAAAUCUUUGAACAAAUUAAUGGUAAAGUUAAUAAAGAUGUAAAACCUUAUGUUCAAGUAAUGGUUGAGUUAAAUGUUUUAGAAUUUGAUCAAUUUUGUCUUAAUAAACAAAAAUUUUCAGAGAUUGUUCAUUGUCUAAAUUUAUCAGAUAAAGAGAAAGAAAUAUAUGAGGUAUUAAUUAAAUGGGGAUAUUUUAUUCAAAUGCCAUCUGUAUCUCCUUUUAUUGAACAAACAAUUAAUUUAAAUAAAGGAGAUAUGGUUUUGAUUGACUUCUCAUUCUUUAAACGAUUUUUGAAUAUUGCAGAUUCAACACUGACAGUAAAUGGUUUCUUCACAGUUAAGAUUUUUGAACGAUUAAACAUUCAACAAGAAAAUCUAUAUCUUUUAUUAAUUCUUUUACAACAAUUUGGUAUUUGUUAUAUUCUAACUAAACAAUUUGCUGCAAUUGUAAACGAAGAAAAACGAUUUAAUGAACUUUAUUCUGAAUUAAUUAAUAAUAAAAGUGAAACACCUUCGAUAGAAGGGACAAUAAGUUCAUGUUCUUGUAGUUGUUCAGUUAGUUCUGAAUAUACAUUUAGAAGAGAACCAAAGACUAAAGGAGAAAUGUUAAAUCUUGAAAAUGUAUUAAUAUAUCCAUCUUGUUCAUUUAAAACAUGUGAAAUAUCUCCAAAAAAAAGUGAAAAAGAAAAGAAGGUAAAAACAGUUGAUGCUAAUUAUUUAAAAGAAAAUAGUAUUAAUAAACAAUGGCCGAGUCAUCAUUAUAAAAAUGAAAUUGAAGUUGGUAGAGUCUUAACUUUAACGUCUUUGAACUUUAAAAUUUUAAGUUGUAUAUUAGCAAUGGUAGCAUUAAAAUAUCAUGUCAUUAUACAAUGGAAGAGUGGAAUUCUUGUUUAUUUAGAAGAAUCAAAUGAAAAAAAUUAUUUAAUGAUUUAUGGAAAUUUAAAUCAAAAAACUAUUAUUAUUAGACAACGUUAUCUUAUUACUUCUAGUGAUUCUUGUUUCAUUGCAAUUAAUGAAUUAAAAGAAAUAACAGAAUUUAUUCAAAAUAUACUUUCAAUACAUUCUAUAAAAAUUGAAAGUAUAGAUAUUUAUUGUCCAUCUUGUUUAGAAAAAGGAGUUUUUCAUAUUGUUAGUCAAGAGUCUUUAAAGAAAGGAAUAAAUCAAUUACAAGCAUUUAUUAACGAUAAACAAUGUUCAAUUAAUUUAGUCUUAUCUUCAUUUGACUUAAUGAUAAAGAAAUUUAAUAAUCAAUAUUUAAUGGAUAUUAAUAAUUUUAAAUUUAAACAAAGAAUAUCAAAUGGAUCAAAUUCUAUUAUCAAUUUAUUUGAAACAUUAAAAAAUAUUAAUGGAAUUAAAAAAGGGACUUUAGUUAUAAUAAAACAGUCAAACUUUGAUUUAACAAAUAUAAAUUUACAUAACGAUAAAAGUGCAGCUGAAAUAUUUGGUAAUUAUGUUCAAGAAUAUCUUAGAGAAAUUUCAUUUAUUGGAUUUAGUUCAAGUAAGUAUAUAGCUAAAAUUUAUGGGUUUAGUAUUCAGCCAUUGUCAAUUAUAAUGGAAUAUUUUAAUGGUGGAAAUUUAUUUAAUCUUCUUCAUGAUGAAAACAUAGAAUCAAAAUAUUCCUUAACUCCAAAAAUACUUAUUCAAUUUGCAACUCAGAUUGCUGAAGGUCUAAAUACAUUACAUCAUGCUUCUGAUCCAAUUUUACAUAGAGACGUUAAGUCUCCAAAUGUUGUUAUUCGAAUAAAUAAUGAUGGAUUAGGAACAUGUGCAAUCACUGAUUUUGGUUGUUCAAUUCCUUAUUCAUUAAAUAAUACUAAUAAAGUAGAAUGUCCUUAUUGGCUUGCUCCAGAGUGUAUUAUAAACAAAAAGGCAUGUCUAAAAAGUGAUGUGUAUUCAUUUGGAAUGGUUUUGUGGGAAAUGUCUACUAAAAAAAUUCCAUUUGAAGAGUUUAGAUUCUUUACUGAAAUUGAAGACAAAGUAAUCAGUGGAUAUAGACUACCAUUAGAUCAGAAAGAAACAUACUUCAACCAAUUAAUUGAAAUGUGUUGGAAAUCAAAUCCAGAUGAAAGACCAUCUUUUGAUGAAGUUCUAAAACUCUUAAAAAGUAUUAAUGUUGGUAAAUAA
This is a messenger RNA of Entamoeba nuttalli P19, 5682 nucleotides long. RefSeq names its product protein kinase, putative. The transcript has 3 exons. Gene Ontology annotation, biological process: protein phosphorylation. Lineage: Eukaryota; Evosea; Mastigamoebida; Endamoebidae. The record is from RefSeq and is a predicted model, not a curated record. Bases 1 to 5682 code for a protein of 1893 amino acids. Gene Ontology annotation, molecular function: protein binding; ATP binding; protein kinase activity.